AUGCACGGAUGCAACAGUAACCCAGUAGCCGGUCGUACCAGAGCCAGAUGCACAAAUGCACCAGUAGCCGGAGUGCUGGGUGAAGUGAUGGCUGGAUUAACGAGGCCAGAGAACCCAGUCAGUGACAACACCAGUAAUGGCGGGGUGAUGAUGUCGAGUCCUUCCGUCCGAGUGUUACAAGAGCUGCACAUUUCUGAGUUUUGUAUCUUUAGCCGCUUCUUAAAGUUCCUGUUGAAAGUUUCGGUCAUGGUGGGUCUGCUGCUGGCAGCACAAAGGUUGACCUCAAAGAAACCAGCCCUUCCUUCACGUGCAGUUAACUACUCCUUGAGGUCAGGUCCUCGGGGCAAUGUCACUGAGAACCCAAAGAUCAUUUUGUUGUACGUCAAGACCAAAUAUCAACCGGUCAUUAAAGAGUUGUCUACCCUUCGUGGUUGCCCGGAAGUGAAGUGUCGUCUGACCACAAACCAGCUGUAUCUACCAAACAGCAGUGCUGUGAUGUUUGCUGCGAAUUUCCUGCGCUUGGAAACUCCACCACCACGACACAAAGACCAAGUUUGGAUUCUACAUAACCACGAAUCACCCCAGAAACACUGGCUUGGAAAACGAAGCAUUUGGCUACCGAGCUGGAAAAAUGUAUUCAAUUGGACGUUUGAUUAUAGGGUGGAUAGUGAUAUCCCUGCUCCUUAUGGCGUUCUACAAGCUAGAAAUGACACCAUCGAUAAAGAUUAUUCUGCGAUUUUUAAACAGAAAAAUGGUACAAUUGCAUGGAUGGUAAGCAAUUGCGCCGGAGACAGCAAACGAAUGGAGUAUGUGAAGGAGCUCAUGAAGUACGUCCAAGUUGACAUAUAUGGAGCUUGUGGAAACCAUAAAUGCCCAAAGAAGGAUGGCCCAGCAUGUUUUGAGAUGUUGAGCUCAAAGUAUAAAUUUUAUCUGUCUUUUGAAAAUGCAUUUUGUAAAGAUUAUGUAACAGAAAAGUUCUUUGUAUACUACGAACUUAAUUUCAUUUUGAUAACUCGCGGGGGUGGUGAUUAUACUAAACAGGCUGAAAACAAUACUUACAUAAAUGCAAUGGAUUUUGAAUCUGCCAAACAUUUAGCAGAUUUUGUCAAACAGCUUGCCAAUAAUGAAACCGAAUAUACAGGGUAUUUGAAGAGAAAGGAUAAAUACAAAUCUGUAUAUGAAGAAUACGCAUUUAAGGAACAUGGUGUGAUUGUUCAACGAGCGUACAGACUGGAGGCCCAGGGAAUGUGUGAAGUGUGCAGGAGACUGUGGGACAUCGAGAAGUACAGGAAACAAUAUGACGACAUAACCACGUGGUUCAACAAAGGCUUGUCCUAUCCACAGCCAUAA
Haliotis rubra (blacklip abalone) is the source of this 1350-nucleotide messenger RNA. Its product is annotated as glycoprotein 3-alpha-L-fucosyltransferase A-like. The record is from RefSeq and is a predicted model, not a curated record. The transcript has 3 exons. Bases 1 to 1350 code for a protein of 449 amino acids. Gene Ontology annotation, molecular function: alpha-(1->3)-fucosyltransferase activity. Gene Ontology annotation, cellular component: membrane. Lineage: Eukaryota; Metazoa; Mollusca; Gastropoda; Lepetellida; Haliotidae.